AACAAAACUGCCAUCACCUUCUUUUCUUCUUCUCCUCUCUUCGUUCCAAGUCCAAACAAUUACUCAACCAUGACAACCACAUCGGCUGCUCUGAACAGCAACGAACCGCAACGAGUGGUAGCCCCAUUGGAAAUCAUGGACUCCCAAGAAGAAGAAGAAAAGGAACUUCUCUGCAAGGAAACUUCCGAUGAUGACGACGAUGAUGAGUAUGACAGCGACUAUGACGACGACGAAGACAGCAGCUCUGGUAGUUGGAAAGACUUGAUUGUCUGGAGUGAAUGGAGACAACAUGGCGUUGCCAUUUUGGUGGCUAUCUUGGCCACCAUUCUUGCCACUGUCUGGCAACAUUAUGCGCAACAACAGGAGCACGACUACCAUCUCUUUGAGUCGUCUUCUUCUUCUUCUGCUAGUAGCAAUGCCUACGCGUCCACCUUUCGCCACGAACAUUUGGACGGAUACCAGCGCACGGCCAACAUUAGUUUUUGUCCAUCCACAUUGAAAUCGAAAGUCGAACAACACUUGGAACUCUUUGACUUUCACGUUCCCCUUGAAAGUGUCGACGCGGUCCAACUCCACUAUGUGGCCGAUGCCAUGGAAGAUGACGAUUAUUCCACCGUCUUGGCGAAACGCGUUCCUUCCAAACUCACAAUCCACGAUCCCGAAUAUCAUUGUUUGCGACAACGCGUGGUUCAAGCUAACGAGAACAAGAAGAGCUACGUCACGGGAACCACCUACUUUUAUCAGCCACCCUCCUUUCUAGACAUGUACCCUCAUCUCAAGGAUAUUUUGCCAGAACAGCAACAACAACAACCCACCAAGAGUAUUACAGGAUUGACCGACAAGAACAAAAAGAAACGACAACCCAAACCAGCAUCCUUGUCGUUUACUGGGUUUGCCGCCAAAUUCAUCAAUCUAUCUCCGCAUCCCAUUCUACUCCAUUGGGAUGGAAAGGGAGGACACGCCAAUUCCCAGAGACUGGUCGGAGAAAUUGCACCCUUUGAUUCCCUCGGAACGGCCACGACACCCGGACAAUCCUUUUUCGUCAGUCCCGUCUAUGAUUCCUCCCAUGCCCUCGACCGAUGGGUCGUUACUGCCGACGACUCGGUCAUGGUACACGAAGAUUCUACCAAGAACCACCACAAGUGGACACCCGCCGAUUGGCAAUUGUAUCACAUGCAAAUGGCCAAUCUCGAAUUUGCCCAACACUACUUGAUCGCCUCUCAUCGAACGUGGUUGGCACACUUUCCAAGACCCUUCCCCGUACAUCCCAUGAUUGCCGCCACGCAUGUCGGACAACAACAUUCUGUAAAGCUGGAGGAUCGCACAUUGCCGCUGGAAGUGGUUUCCGUGACGCCUCGUGUCUUGGCCAUGGACGACUUUUUGACACAUGACGAGUGUCAGGCUCUCAUGUCCUUGGCGGCCGCACAAGGACUCCAAGGAUCCACUCUCUACGCGGGAGGCAUGGCCCAACAGCAACGCGAUCUGUCCACUCGAUCGUCCACCAAUGCCUGGUUGAGUCGAGAAACGUCCCAACUCACGGAUCGAAUCUAUCGACGAGCCGCGCAACUCUUGCAAAUGAAGGAAUCGCUUUUGCAACAACCCGCAUUUUAUCAUCAUGACGAGGACGACGAAGAGGCUCCCGAUUAUACGCAACAUUCCAUUGCCGAAUCGUUGCAAGUGGUGCGGUACCAACCGGGAGAAGAGUACACGGCCCAUCACGACUUUGUCUAUCCAUCCGCCCGGCAUCGGUACCAACCCACGCGCUAUGCCACUCUGUUGUUGUAUCUCAAUGACGACUUUACCGGAGGACAGACCAACUUUCCACGAGCCGUCAAUCCUUCCAAACAUGAUGGCAUUACCAUUACACCCAAAGCUGGCAAGGCGGUUCUGUUCUACAAUAUGCUGCCGGAUGGAAAUGUCGAUGAUUUGAGUCAACAUCAGUCGCUGCCAGUGGAAAACGGUGAAAAGUGGUUGGCCAAUCUGUGGGUCUGGGACCCUGUCAUCAAUUAGUUACCGUUACUAGUAGAGAGAGCACCUGAGAAGAUGAAGAGUGAUGCUACCUGUUUUACUUAGAUAAUUGCAAUGAGAAUGGAAAGGGCGAGCCUAUCUUGGAGAUGAUUCAAUGAAGAAUAGUGACAUGAUUGGUCCUCCGAAGUUCAGCUGACAGUAACAGUCUAGAUAUCAUAAAUUUAUCCCAACUCUCUAGACUGGACAGCACUGAUUUGAACGACGUGUGUUGGCAAGAUCAAGAUGAAACUCGUACCGGUAUUCUCCUGACUGCUUCGGGAUUGUGCUCACCUCCGUCUAGUCUUAUCGAUAGAUGUGGCUAAAAAAGUACUAUGAUCGUUCUGUAACGUGCA
Molecule: messenger RNA, 2360 nt
Organism: Seminavis robusta
Lineage: Eukaryota; Bacillariophyta; Bacillariophyceae; Naviculales; Naviculaceae
Source: the annotation of a GenBank genome assembly